AUGUCCGCGCUCCCCGCCGCUCCCGACAUCAAGAGGGCUCUGGACAACAGCCCCGAGACUAACAUCGAGGAUGACCUGCCCGACGGGCCGCCGCAGACGCGGCCCAAGAACUACCUGCUCCUCAGCAUCCUCGCCUGCUUCUGUCCCGCUUAUCCCGUCAACAUCGUCGCCUUCGUCUUCGCCGUCAUGGCUUUAAACAGUUACAAUCAAGGAGAUAUAGAAGGGUCAAAAAGACUGGGUCGCAAUGCGCUCUGGGUUGCCGUGGCAUCGAUUAUCAUCGGCCUCGUCAUCAUCGGCAUCUACUGCGUGGUUCAUUUCACAACGCAUGCUAUCUGAAGACCAGGACUGCACUUGGAGGAUGUCAUCAUGGCAAUCUCAGGAGGCAAAAAAGAAGAAGAGAAGGAAACCCUUCAUUCCAAACUGUUAGAUUUGACCCUACAAGUCUGCAGAGGCAUGUGGCUGGUGGAUGAACUGCGAGGCCAGUUAGUUAUUCAGCAUGACGUGACCAGGUUUUCAAAGCUACUUAUGAGAAAUCUCAGUGUAAAGCAGCAUUUUUCUCUUUUACCCUAAUGUAUAAUGAGAUCUUGCCCUAACCACUCCUUUUUCUUUCUGAUUUACAUGGAAUGUGUGCUGGAUCCAGGAUGUUUCCUGGCUGACCCUAGCCAGCCAAAGCCAGCAUCUCUAGGCUGUUUGUAGUGCACGAGGUAAGAUCUGAUGCCCAGCCCACUGAAGCUGGUAGAGGAACUCCUGUUACCUCCAGUGGGUUUUGAAUCAGGCCAUUAAGGACUUUUUUUAUUACUUUAAAAUAGUCUCAACACAAUACAAUCAAAGC
This is a messenger RNA of Colius striatus (speckled mousebird), 832 nucleotides long. RefSeq names its product transmembrane protein 233 (gene TMEM233). Gene Ontology annotation, cellular component: membrane. Lineage: Eukaryota; Metazoa; Chordata; Aves; Coliiformes; Coliidae. The transcript has 3 exons. Bases 1 to 336 code for a protein of 111 amino acids. The record is from RefSeq and is a predicted model, not a curated record.